Molecule: messenger RNA, 966 nt
Organism: Penicillium malachiteum
Lineage: Eukaryota; Fungi; Ascomycota; Eurotiomycetes; Eurotiales; Aspergillaceae
Product: ketopantoate reductase family protein
Exons: 5
Coding region: 1-966 (321 amino acids)
Biological process (GO): pantothenate biosynthetic process
Cellular component (GO): cytoplasm
Molecular function (GO): 2-dehydropantoate 2-reductase activity
Source: RefSeq, a predicted model, not a curated record
AUGCCCGAUCAGAUUGAUGUCCUUCUAUACGGCCUUGGGGCCAUCGGAUCCUUCUACGCAUUCAUUCUUAGUCGAUCCGACCGUGUCCGACUCACAGUUGUCGCUCGAUCCAACUAUGAUGCUGUCUCUAAAAAUGGAAUCACCCUCGAGAGCGAAAAUCAUGGAAAGCACACCUUCCACCCAUAUCGAGUCGUGAAGUCUCCGGCAGAUGCAUCAUCGCCAAUGGACUGGGUUGUUUGUGCCAGCAAAGCGAUCGACCAGGAUAAGGUGGCAGCGGAGUUGAGUCCGGUUGUGGAGGCAGGUCGGACCACGAUUGUGAUUAUUCAGAAUGGCGUUGGAAACGAAGAGCCAUUCAGAUCUCAAUUCCCUGACGCUUCAAUUUUAACAUGCGUUACGUGGGUCGGUGCCAUCCAAAGCACACCGGGUAUUGUAAAGCAUAUGAAAUCCGAGGAUAUGCAAAUCGGCCUAUUUCCCAACUCAAAAGUCGACCCUGCGACCGAGCAACAGCGACUCAAGACCUUCACCGACCUUCUUGCACAUGGAAAGACCAGAUUCCAGAUUAUGGAGGACAUCCAGCGUCAGCGAUGGGAGAAGGUCGUGUGGAAUGUGGCUUGGAACUCGCUCACUGCAUUGACCAUGCUGGAUACUCAGUCCUGGCUUCAUUCCUCGGCAGAUGCUGAGCCCUUCACACGUAAGUUGAUGAGGGAGGUGAUUAGUAUUGCCCGUGGUUGUAGGGUGCAGCUGGAAGAUGGCCUGGUGGACCAGCUUAUGGAUAAAAUCAAUGCUUUGCCUGGGAUUGGGAGUAGUAUGCAGACUGACUGUAAGAAUGGGCGUCCUAUGGAGAUUGAUGUGAUUCUUGGUUUUCCUGUACGCAAGGCGAGGGAACUAGGGAUAUCCGCCCCCUUCCUCGAGACGCUUUACGUGAUUUUACGCGCUGUAGAUGGCCGAAACCGCGCUGCACUUUGA